Messenger RNA from Gossypium arboreum, 2768 nucleotides. RefSeq names its product probable linoleate 9S-lipoxygenase 4. Bases 105 to 2672 code for a protein of 855 amino acids. Lineage: Eukaryota; Viridiplantae; Streptophyta; Magnoliopsida; Malvales; Malvaceae. Gene Ontology annotation, molecular function: protein binding; oxidoreductase activity, acting on single donors with incorporation of molecular oxygen, incorporation of two atoms of oxygen; metal ion binding. Gene Ontology annotation, biological process: lipid oxidation. The transcript is spliced from 9 exons. The record is from RefSeq and is a predicted model, not a curated record.
UUCACACGGGAUUCAUUCUUUUUCUUUUAAUACCAAACAAGAAAAAAAGAAAAAAAUCCUCUUGAUCAUGAACUAAUUUUAUUAAAAAAGAGAAAAAAAAAAACAUGGAUUCUCAUCAUCAUCAUCAUCACCUAUGUUACAAUAUGCAAGAAUGUUUUAAUGCUAUCCAAAACAAGAUUUCUGAUUGUAAUUCGCUGCAGGAUCGCCAUGGAAGCCGAUACCUUAUCAAUGGAAAAGUUGUGAUUGAACAUAGCCCUGGAUUAUCAGGUCCUGGAAAAUCAGCAUCUGUUCAGGUUUAUAGUUCAACAGUAAUCGACCCAAAUACCAUGAAAGGGAAGUUGAGCGGGAAAGCAUGCCUCAAGAAGGGAAAGAGCAGUAAAAAAGACGGCACAAAAACCACCGUUUAUAAGAUCAAGUUACACGUAGAGCCUGGAUUUGGAAAUCCAGGAGCUUUCCUUAUAGAAAACAAUCACAAGCAUAGAUUCUUCCUUCAAUCUGCAACUCUUGUAACUCCAGAAAACAAGGUCAUCCACUUUGAUUGCCGAUCUUGGGUGUAUCCAAUCAAAGACACUAACACCAGUCGGCUUUUCUUUUCCAACACAUGUUAUCUUCCGAGCAAAACCCCAGCUUGUCUAGUGGAAUUGAGAAAGGAAGAGCUUGAAAGCUUGAGAGGUGAUGGAACUGGGGAAAGGAAAGAAUGGGAUCGAAUCUAUGAUUAUGCUCUGUAUGAUGAUCUUGGAAAUCCUGAAAAAGGUCCAGAUCAUGUUAGACCUGUCUUGGGUGGUUCCCGUUCACGUCCGUAUCCUCGCAGGGGAAGAACCGGCCGCCCUGCUACCACAAAUGGCACGAUUAACUUGGACACUUAUGUUCCACCGGAUGAGCGAUGCAGUCCCAAGAAACUAUCUGAGUUCAUUGCAAAUGCAAUCCAAGCCACGGCUUAUUUCCAUCUACCUGAGGCGAAAUCCUUGCCUCGUGAUUCCAGUAGUUUUGAGUCAUUUGGUGACAUACGGGACCUGUAUUCCAACAACAGACGCCAAGCGAUGAGGGGAAAAUCGGUGACGGAGAAAGUGAAAAAGUUUGUGCCAGCUCAGCUUUUCAAAGAUGUCACUCACGUGAUUGAAGAAGUUGACAUAAAAUUCCCACUGCCUCAAAUCAUAAGAGCUAAUCAAUUCGCAUGGAAGCUAGAUGAGGAAUUCGGACGACAAAUGCUUGCUGGGACGAAUCCUACUAGAAUUCAUUGCUUGAGGGAAUUCCCACCUCGAGGAACACUAACGGAAAGCCACAUAGAGCAGUCAGACAUUGAGCACAACCUUGAUGGUUUGAGUUUCGAACAGGCAAUGAAACAAUGGAGGAUUUAUGUCCUGGACCACCAUGAUUAUCUGUUGCCAUUUUUAAGAAAAAUGUACUCGGAGGGUGUCCGCCCUUGUGCAUCCCGAACAUUGCUAUUUUUACGAAAUGAUGCCACCUUGAAGCCAUUGGCCAUAGAGCUGAGCUAUCCCGGUUCUUCCAACAACGUCGACGGGAUGAAAACCAUGGUGUUACUUCCUGAAAAAGAAGACAUCCCUCAAGCACUAUGGCAGUUGGCCAAGGCUCAUGUUGCAGCUAAUGACUCGGCAUACCAUCAACUCAUCAGCCAUUGGUUGCAUACUCAUGCAGUUGUGGAGCCGUUCAUCAUUGCCACCAGGAGGCAGCUGAGCGUGAUGCAUCCAGUUCACCGGUUGUUGGAUCCUCAUUUCAAAGACACCAUGCACAUAAACGCACUAGCUCGGACCGUUCUGAUAAACGCCGGAGGAAUACUUGAGAAGACACUCUUCACGGGCAAAUUCUCCAUGGAAUUGUCAUCUGAACUUUACAAACAAUGGAGAUUCGAUGAACAAGCUCUCCCUUCCGAUCUAAUCAAAAGGUGUAUGGCCCUGGAAGAGUCAGAAAACCCCAGAGGAGCUCUUAUGCUCUUCCAAGAUUAUCCUUACGGUCUAGACGGUCUAGAUAUAUGGUUAGCCAUCCAAACAUGGGUGGGAGAUUUUUGCGACAUCUUCUAUGAAGACGAUCCUUCAGUCAAAUCCGAUACCGAAAUACAAGCAUGGUGGUCGGAAAUUCGAAACGUCGGCCACGGCGAUAAACGCAAGGAGCAAUGGUGGUGUCAAAUGACCACAAAGGCAGACCUUAAACGCACUUUAACAACACUCGUAUGGAUCGCAUCGGCCCUUCAUGCAUCAGUGAAUUUCGGGCAAUAUUCGUACGCAGGUUAUCCUCCAAACCGUCCCAGUCGGUGCCGGAAGUUCGUGCCCGAAGAAGGUACGAUGGAGUUUGCAGAAUUCUUGAAAGACCCAGAUAAGUAUUUUCUCAACAUGUUACCAGAUAGGUUUGAGGCAAGCCUUGGGAUAGCAUUAAUGGAGGUACUGUCACGGCACACGUCUGAAGAAGUUUACUUAGGACAGAGAGCAACAUCGGAGUGGAUAGAUAAUAAGCAGGUGAAGCAGAGAUUUGAGAAGUUCAAUAAGUCUCUGAGGGAGAUAGAGAAGCAAAUCAUGGAGAGAAAUGGAGAUCCAGAGCUUAUGAAUAGACGAGGGCCUGCAAAAGUGCCAUACAAACUUCUUUACCCUGAUGCAGCUAAGGUCGAAACCCCAGCAGGAAUCACGGCCAAAGGGAUUCCUAAUAGCAUAUCCAUUUAACUUUUCUCCCAGGUGUAUGAAUACAAAUAUUUCAUAUGAUACUAUUUUGUAUUGAUUUAUUUACAAUUACAAAUGGAUGAGAUAGAUUGUAUGAAA